GCGAGGUGCUCGAGCGUCAACGAAGAAGGAGCGUUUGCACGUGUUUAACAAGUAUUACUUGUUAAUCACUUGCUCUUUGGAAUAAUUUCCACAAUUUAGAGUUUCUGGAGCUUGUAUAUCCAUAACAGACCACAAAAUGCCCAAAGUCAAAGCGCAGAAGAAGAGCAGGCAGCACCAAGAAGUGAAAAACCAAGGUAUUAUGUUCAAGACAGGAAUCGGCCAGCACAUACUGAAGAAUCCUCUGGUUGUAAAUGGCAUCAUUGACAAGGCUGCACUGAGGCCAACAGAUGUGGUUCUGGAGGUGGGACCUGGUACUGGUAACAUGACGGUUAAACUGCUAGAAAAAGCUAAGAAGGUGGUGGCCUGUGAGUUGGACUGCAGAUUGGUAGCUGAGCUUCAGAAAAGGGUACAGUGCACACCCAUGCAGACCAAACUUCAGAUAUUAGUUGGAGAUGUUUUAAAAACAACCCUGCCAUUCUUUGACGUGUGUGUUGCCAAUUUACCUUACCAGAUUUCAUCACCAUUUGUCUUCAAACUGUUGCUACAUAGACCCUUCUUCAGGUGUGCAGUGCUAAUGUUCCAGAGAGAGUUUGCCAUGCGCCUGGUAGCCAAGCCUGGAGACAAGCUGUACUGCAGACUCUCCAUCAACACUCAGCUACUGGCUCGUGUGGACCAUCUCAUGAAAGUGGGGAAGAAUAAUUUCCGUCCUCCUCCUAAAGUGGAGUCCAGUGUUGUGAGGAUAGAACCCAAAAACCCUCCACCCCCUGUUAACUUCCAGGAGUGGGACGGCUUGGUCAGAAUAGCCUUCAUAAGAAAGAAUAAAACCCUCAGCGCUGCAUUCAAGUCGACUGCAGUAGAGCAGCUCUUGGAGAAGAACUACAGAAUCCACUGCUCGGUACACAAUGUGGAUGUUCCGGUAGACUUCAGCAUCACCAAGAAAAUAGAGAGCGUUUUGAAAGAGGCUGAAUUCAGUGAAAAGAGAGCCAGGUCCAUGGAUAUUGAUGAUUUCAUGGUACUGCUUCAUGCUUUCAACUCAGCUGGGAUCCACUUUUCCUAAGGACAUACGGACACGAGUGAGGGAAAUCCUGCAGUAUCGCCUUCCUACUGAGUUCUGGGAGUUGUACAAAAAUUGACAUGUCAAAAAACUCAUAUUGAGAUUCUUACAUGUACUCGUACUAUUUAGAGUAUCCGUGAGCAUGCAUGGACAUAAGGGAGAGGAAUGUGUUUGUGUGCAGAGCUAUUAUGUAUUUAAUGUGACAUUAUCAAAAUUCAAAUAUUUUCCAGGAAACACGUGUUUCUUAAAUAAAAUCACAAGUUCCAUCUCAACAGUUA
Messenger RNA from Dunckerocampus dactyliophorus (ringed pipefish), 1332 nucleotides. It is a transcript of the gene dimt1l, whose product is annotated as DIM1 dimethyladenosine transferase 1-like (S. cerevisiae). The coding region runs from base 137 to 1057 and encodes 306 amino acids. The transcript has 12 exons. The record is from RefSeq and is a predicted model, not a curated record. Gene Ontology annotation, molecular function: rRNA (adenine-N6,N6-)-dimethyltransferase activity. Gene Ontology annotation, cellular component: mitochondrial matrix. Gene Ontology annotation, biological process: rRNA methylation. NCBI's taxonomy places the organism in Eukaryota, Metazoa, Chordata, Actinopteri, Syngnathiformes, Syngnathidae.